UUACGCGGCGACAAAACCAUGGAGGCCGGCAAGAAUGACUUUAUGCAGCAGUACAAAACAAUUUCCCUAAAACUCAAAAAGAGGUUCCUUCGCAAACCAAACUUGGCCGAAGUCAGCGACCAGUACACGGCCCUCGGGAAACAGUUGCAGCACCAGGACUGUCCUCAUUAUGCCGGGAUGUGCAGCCUCGCUGCCGCAAAAUGCGAGCAGUCCAUGGGGAACAGCGCGGCCGAAGCACAGGCUUUGGCGCAAGGGGCACGACAGUUCUUCACUGCCGAGGCGGACUACCACGCCCUGCUGUGUCCAUCGAUCGAUGAACACCUGGCGGCGGCGGUGCAUUGCUUCUCGCGUGCCAUCGACCUCUACGUUCAACUCCAGGAGCCAACCCUGGCGGCCGCACUGUGCACCGAAGCCGGCCAAUGCCUCCGCUCCAUCGACCGAGCACACCUGGCGAUGACGUUUUUGCAGCGGGCCGUACAGUUGCAAAGCAAGUGUGCCUUGGGCUACGUGGACGCACUUCAAGAGCUGGCUACCUGCCAAAUCGAAACCGGUGACUACUCCGGUGCCCUGUCGUCAUUCACUGAAGUUUACACGAUAUCUCAGGAAAAAAGCAUGCACGGCGGCCGCCCGAUGGGCGCCAUGGCGACGACUCUGGCAUCGGCGGAGAUCAUGCGGCUUCUGUUGCUCCUAGUACUACAGCCAUCAGCGCAAAAGAUGCCCGCAGAGCACGCCGCCCUUCUCGACCGUUACCUGUACGACAGCCCGGAAGAGACCACACCGAGCAAACCGAGCUACAUGAACGAGGACGUCUUUCUGCUUCUGCAAUCAUUAGUGAUGGCGUUUGAAAGCAAGGACCGAGAGUCGGUUAAGCUGCUUCAGGGCCACCUGUGGCCUUUGCUGAAGGCUGAACAAAACGACCUUCUUCAUGAAGCAGUUGACAGACUCUGUACAUGACUGUGCUGCAAGAGCUUUCACGCCGCAAAAGCGUUGUACAGUCAUUGCUGUACGCAACUGCUGCCUGUGUGUAUUAUGUGGCUCCCGAUGUCGGCAGUGCCUAAGAACGUGUUUUGCGUUGUACAGUAUCAGCGUUUCAAUGACGAUUUCCAUUGUUAAGAAUCGCGGACCCGUAAAUCAAAGGAAGUCACAGACGCUAGUUGAAGAAAAAGAACAGGCUGUGCUUUUUAUUUCUUAAACUUGAGACGUGCACAAUUUAUUCGAAGACACAAUGACAGUGGGUGAUGGCUGAAGUUGACUGCAAUGGCUGUCGGGACAUGCACAGCGGAGAAGACUGAGUGCGGAGGUCAUAACGCGUCAGUCGACACGAGUAAGUUGUGGACUAGUACCAGCAUCUGAACAAGCACGUAUUUCGGGUGUUGUACGCAGCUUUGUUUCAAGACAAAAUGACUAGCUGUUGGAAGCGGUGAGGCAGUGAAGGCGAUUAUUGUGACUAGUCGCUGAAGCCAAAUUCACGUGCUGGCAUGGAAUGGCGGAGUCGCUUUGGUUUGCGCGACAUGUGAGUAUUGCGUAGACGGAAUGACCAGCGUCGUAUAAAAAUGCUGAGUAAACAUAUUGAAUG
Rhipicephalus microplus (southern cattle tick) is the source of this 1576-nucleotide messenger RNA. It is a transcript of the gene Hap40, whose product is annotated as Huntingtin-associated protein 40 kDa. Gene Ontology annotation, molecular function: protein binding. Lineage: Eukaryota; Metazoa; Arthropoda; Arachnida; Ixodida; Ixodidae. Gene Ontology annotation, cellular component: early endosome. Gene Ontology annotation, biological process: vesicle cytoskeletal trafficking. The record is from RefSeq and is a predicted model, not a curated record.